GCUCCUGUUCCAAAGAGUGCACUUAUUCCUGUAAUUCCCAUCACCAAAUCAACAGGCUCUAGGUUCCGGAAUAGUGUGGAAGGAUUGAAUCAAGAGAUUGAAAUAAUAAUUAAAGAGACUGGGGAAAAAGAAGAGCAACUCAUACCACAAGAUAUUCCAGACGGCCAUCGUGCUCCACCCCCGCUCGCACAGAGAAGUAGCAGCACGCGCAGCAUCGACACGCAGACCCCUGGUGGGGCAGACAGGGGAAGCAACAACAGCAGCCGCUCCCAGUCUGUAUCCCCCACAUCGUUCCUCACCAUUUCCCACGAAGGCAGCGAGGAGAGUCCUUGUUCAGCUGAUGACCUGCUGGCUGACCCCAGAGACAAAGAGAAUGGAAAUAAUUCUCCUUUGCCCAAAUAUGCAACCUCACCAAAGCCUAACAACAGUUAUAUGUUCAAAAGGGAACCUCCUGAGGGCUGUGAAAGGGUCAAAGUCUUUGAGGAAUGCUCGCCAAAACAGCUUCACGAAAUCCCAGCCUUUUACUGUCCUGACAAAAACAAGGUGAAUUUUAUUCCUAAAAGCGGCUCUGCUUUCUGCCUCGUGAGCAUCCUCAAGCCGCUCCUUCCCACCCCAGAUCUUACCCUCAAGGGCUCUGGCCACAGCCUGACAGUCACCACCGGCAUGACAACCACUCUGCUACAGCCCAUUGCUGUGGCCUCUCUGUCGACAAAUACGGAGCAAGACCGAGUGUCCCGAGGAACGAGUACAGUCAUGUCAUCAGCUUCUCUGCUCCCACCACCAGAAUCCAUCGAGGAAGCUGAAGGUUAGGUUCCAUGCUGCGUGGCUGUUGUUCUAGGAAAUUGGGAACCUCCUCCGAUCACUUGACUACGAUGGCAUCAUGCGUUCCCAGUUGGCUAUGAUGUGCUCUAGUUGUCCAGUGACAUGACACGGAGGCUUCUGGAAGAAGGCAGCCCCUGUGACGGCUCUGCCCCACUCAUGAAGGCCGACCGUCAGUGCUUAGCCUGCUUUUUCCGUAAAGCACUGAUUGAAACAAGAAAGAUCUCGUUCAUUACUUUUAGAGGAACAAUAUCACGUUUUUUGCUUUCCAAUUAGACUUCUUUAAACACACACACACACACACACACACACACACACACACAAUCUGAUCCUUGCAAACAUGAUUCCUGAAGGGAGACGUGAAUGAUGCUGCAAGAACCAUCUUUUAUAUGAAAACGACUAUUUUAUAAUACCAAUGUUACAUUUUCUGAAACAUAGCAAACAGGAUGUUCAAAAGAUUCUUUGGUGGCCUCUGUUUCUUGUUCCCUUUCUAGAUGUGUGCUUUUCUCAGCUGUUUUCAGCUUUGGGACCAAAGGGAUUAUUGACAUAUUCCAAGCAAUCUUAAUCUCAUGACUGUGUUCUCCCAAACAAGGAUUAAUAGGUAAAUGCAUUGAACAAGAAUAUAUAAAAAAAGAUACAGAGCAAUAUUCGUACAUUAUGUG
Messenger RNA from Carlito syrichta (Philippine tarsier), 1481 nucleotides. RefSeq names its product family with sequence similarity 117 member B (gene FAM117B). The annotation marks the transcript as partial. NCBI's taxonomy places the organism in Eukaryota, Metazoa, Chordata, Mammalia, Primates, Tarsiidae. The record is from RefSeq and is a predicted model, not a curated record. The transcript has 4 exons.